CAACAUCAUUAUUAUUAUUAAGAGGUAUAACUAGAAAUGAAUGCAUACUAAAAAAAAAAAAAAACCUGCAGUGUCUACAUAAAUUAUAAAUUGUCAGUACUGCAUAAUCAGAAUCAGAAUCAUGCACUUGUAAUACAUUUUCAGGAAAUGACUAGGUUUCAUUGAAAUUGUCUUUGAUUGUUAUAUUACAGAUGCCUGUGGAAAACUAAUUAAAUAAUUUGUUGUAAACAUUUUUUACUGCUAAGUACAAACAAAUAAACCGGAAAAUAUAGUUUCCCCCACUGAUGCAGGACAUUAUGGCAGCUAUAGGAUGUAUGACAUAUUACCUCACUGACGUAAUGUGAACAAGAAAGUGAAUAUUCUUGUUUUUCCAGCAGCGUUCAUUUGCUCAUUAGUUCUGUCCAUGUUGCACUGCACUCUCUCUCACUGACAAACCUGCAGCUCAAAGCGGUACAGGCGCACCUCUUGGCUUCUCGUCAUCACCAGUUUUCUUAACUGCUCUUGGGAGCCGAAUCUGAACUGAAAACAACAGAAAUCGGCCAUCAUGAAUUUCAUAGGCUGGCACCAUAAGGCGAUAAGGAGCUUGAGGCGGCUGGUCUACGUGAGCCCUGUCAUCACCAUCCUCUGUCUCGUUCUGCUGUACUCAUCUGACAGUGCUACCAAAAUCUGGAGCAGGACCAGCCAGGCUGGAGUCCAAGGGCAACCCAAAAAAUCAGCUUGUGGCCCAGUGCGACAAGAUCCUCAUGGAGAAAAGGCACCUCUAGUGCUAGUCAAUGGGACUCACACACUGCUGGUGUCAGCUUACCUGGAGCACCGUACAGGAAAAAGAGAGGUCCGUGUCAUUGCUGUGGUGUUGAGAAGUGAGAGGGUAGCUUAUCGCUGCCACCUCUGUUGCGAGGGACAUAACAUCUCUACACCACUCCACAUCUCUGAGGGCCAUGCCAGCAUCCACUGGGACCACUUUGGCUUCCGGUAUGGGACAGCAGACAUCAUGUGCCCUAUUCCCCCAGCGUGCGAGACCCCCUCUCAUGUCACUGUGACCUCUGCUGUUGCAGCUGCUUCUGAAGGUAAGGAUCCACCACUGUUUUUGGAGGUGUUGAACCAGGAGGAAAGGAAGGACUCAUUCCCACACAACUUCACUCUCUGCAUGUCCACUAUGUUUGACUUCACCAAUUUGCUUCAGCUGGUCCAGAGUAUGGAAAUGCUGCAGCUUCUGGGGGUGAGCAGAGUGGUCAUCUAUAAGACCAGCUGUGACGCAGACACACAGAGGCUACUGGACUACUACACAGACAAAGGUUUUAUUGAGGUGAUUCCCUGGUCAAUGUCCAAUCAUCUUAAAGUGUCUAAGAGUUGGAAGCCUGAAAUCGCUCCUGGUGACCUUCACUACUACGGCCAGCUCCCUGCUCUCAAUGACUGUGUCUACAGAUACAUGUACCAGUCCAGAUAUGUGGCAAUGCAUGAUGUGGACGAGCUCAUUCUGCCCCAGUCAGUGGACAGCUGCCUCCUCCAGUCUCUGAAACUCAUCAUCGCCUGCGAGACAAGGAAAACCCCACCUGGCAAGGCAUAUCUGGGGUCAACAUCCUGA
This is a messenger RNA of Myripristis murdjan (pinecone soldierfish), 1585 nucleotides long. RefSeq lists its product as uncharacterized. The record is from RefSeq and is a predicted model, not a curated record. Bases 545 to 1585 code for a protein of 346 amino acids. Gene Ontology annotation, cellular component: cytoplasm. The transcript is spliced from 9 exons. Lineage: Eukaryota; Metazoa; Chordata; Actinopteri; Holocentriformes; Holocentridae. Gene Ontology annotation, molecular function: glycosyltransferase activity.